Molecule: messenger RNA, 1850 nt
Organism: Carassius gibelio (silver crucian carp)
Lineage: Eukaryota; Metazoa; Chordata; Actinopteri; Cypriniformes; Cyprinidae
Gene: vcam1a
Product: vascular cell adhesion molecule 1a
Exons: 6
Coding region: 87-1397 (436 amino acids)
Biological process (GO): cell-cell adhesion
Cellular component (GO): membrane
Molecular function (GO): integrin binding
Source: RefSeq, a predicted model, not a curated record
AUACAGCCAAGGUGGGAAUAUCCAAAAACAUUAUCGUCUUAUUUCUCAAGUCGCAUGUUGAAUGAGUGAAACAGAACAGAGGCAAAAUGUGUGGAGUGAAAUGCAUCAGCUUUGCGCUGUGGAUUAAUAUUCUUAGUGUAAUAACAGGAGAAGACAAUUUUAAACUGAAUUUAACUCCGUUAAAUCCAGUGAUUCAUGUUGGUAAGGAUCUGGAGCUGACCUGUGAAGCGACCAAUUGUAAGGAUAAUGUGACCUUCAUCUGGGAAGCAGCACUGGAUAAAUUUCUCGGUGGAGAGUCUGUAUCUGAGAAGAAUGUUUCCCGCCUGCUGAUCAGGAACAUCUCUUUCAAACACAGUGAUACAGUUGUGUGCAAAGCUACUUGUCCGGGAAAGCAACUACAGAAAACGACAAAGAUAAAUAUGUUCUCUUUUCCAGAAGAUCCCAUCUUGCCCAAAAUAAAGAGUUUGAUAGCAAACCAAAAACAGAAGCUUAGCUGCACAGUCCACAACAUUUACCCUUUGAAAAGCUUUAAGAUUCAGUGGCUUCGUGGAGAUAAGAUCCUCCAUGAGAAAGAACCUGAUGAUCCAACUUCAGACCAUGUUCAGAGCUAUUCCUCCGUGUUCAGUUACACACCUUCUGUCGAUGAUCUGGGCAAGAAUAUUAGUUGCAAGGCAACACUGAAACUCGAUUCCAUAAAUCAGGAGAGAACAACAACUGGAGAAUAUGGUCCAGGGACUAUAACAGUUUCCAGUAAUGAUACCUCGGUAAAGCUUGGCGAACGUUUAGAGAUAACAUGUCAUGCAGACGGAAACCCCAAACCAACGAUCUCUUGGUGGAAACUAGGGGAGACUGAGCCUGAACUCAAGAACAACAAGCUGACAAUAAAUAAUGCUACCUGGUCUCAGGCAGGCUGCUAUUUUUGUAAAGUAAGCAAUGACGCGGGAAGCCAGCAAAUGAGUGUAAAUGUCACUGUUGUAGGUCCUCCAAACAUCCCCAAAAUCCAGUUAAGCUAUAGAGAAGAGCCCAAAGAAGGAGAGAGCAUAAGCAUAUUCUGUUCUUUAGACGGUGGCCCAGCAGAACUGAAACUGUACAGACAGUCCCAGAGCAAUGUGACAGGAGAUCCGAAGAAAUCAACUGUGCUUUUAAACAUCUCAUCAAUCCAAAUAACUGAUGCAGGGAUUUACAUCUGUGAAGCAAAAAAUGACUUCGGCAUUGAGAGAAGCACAAUCAACAUUACAGUCCAAGCAGCACAACAUGACUUCUGGAGAAAGCCAGACCUGCCUGUGGUCAUCCUGCCGGCUGUAGGGUCAGUGUCGCUGUUGACCGCUGCUGUACUGCUGAUCCGACACUGCAGAAAGCAAGCCAAGAGCGUCUCCAGUAACAUCCCACUCGACUAAACUUUUACAUUUUUGAAAUGUUUCUUAUGUUCAUAAAGGCUACAUCUAUUUGAUAAAAAAGAAAAGAAAAAAAAAGUAACAAUAGUGAUAUUAAUAAAGAUAUUGUAAAUAUUAAAAAAUAUAUAUAUAUAUAUUUUAAAAAUGAUUUUUUUAAUCAACAUUGAAAAAUAUAUAUAAAGAAUUAUUUUAUUCAGCAAAGAUGCAUUCAAAUGUUUUAAAGUGACGAUAGCGAAAUUUAAGAAAAAUACUUAGCAGCAAAAACUGUUUGCAAAAUUAACAAUAAGAAUGAAUAACUGAGCACCAAAUCAGCAUAUUAGACUGAUUUCUGAAAGAUCAUGUGCAACUGAAGACUGGAAUAAUAAUUCUGAAAAUUCAGCUUUAAUAUCACAGGAAUAAACUACAUUUUUAAAAUAUAUUAUUUUCAACUAGAAUAAUAUUUCCAAUAUUACUGCU